Triticum aestivum (bread wheat) is the source of this 857-nucleotide messenger RNA. RefSeq lists its product as uncharacterized. Gene Ontology annotation, cellular component: chloroplast thylakoid membrane. The coding region runs from base 167 to 589 and encodes 140 amino acids. Lineage: Eukaryota; Viridiplantae; Streptophyta; Magnoliopsida; Poales; Poaceae. The transcript is spliced from 3 exons. The record is from RefSeq and is a predicted model, not a curated record. Gene Ontology annotation, biological process: thylakoid membrane organization.
ACACCAGCCAAGGGAAAAAGAUACUCCCACACAAGACAAGCGUCGAUUGCCCCCCAUCCGUGGCUGCGCGUCCGCCGGUGGCCGGGGGUUCUAAUCCGAGCGAUUCCCAAUCCCAACCGCCGCUGGAAGACCCCGCAGCUCCACGACAGCGCGGGCAGAGGCAGACAUGGCGCCCGUGCUACCUGCACCGGCGGCGGCGGCGGCGGCGGCUCCUCCUCCCUUCUGCCGUGUCUCUCUCCCGGCCCGCAGCGCUUUCCCCUCCUCCUUCCCCGUCAGAAGCCUUGGCAGGUUUGCAGCCAGGAGCAGCGGCGGCGGCGGCCGUCCCGAGCCCAAAGCAGGUGAUGAAGAGAGCAAGGCCGUCCUCGACGCCUUCUUCCUCGGGAAGGCCUUGGCGGAGGCUCUGACGGAGAGGGCCGAGUCGGUGGUGGGCGAGGUGUUCAGCGUCGUCGGGCAGUGGCAGGCGGAGCAGCAGAAGCAGGUCCAGGAAUUUCAGGUCUUCAAGGGAAGAGCAGAAGAACUGCAGACUAACACAGAUUAUGUUUGGACAUUCUUGCCUAUAAAAUGCACUAUGUUCCCACUGAUGGACUGAUGAUAUUCAGAACUUGCCAAAAUCUUGUGAAGAUAGACGACAGGUAAUUAAAGUGUUCUUAUUAUUUUUAUUCCGUACUAUCAUUAAAUUGUAACUAAUUUUGUUAUACAUUGCAUAACUGCUGAACUGCGGAUGAGAAUGAUGUUUCAACUUCUAGUUUGCUUUGUUGAUUCUUUUUAGAUGCUUAUGUGAUGAAUUCUUGGAGUUAGAGCAUAGUUAUAUAGCGAUGUUAGGAAUUUGCAAAGUAAUUUUGCAUAUGAAUUUUCUC